This is a messenger RNA of Cokeromyces recurvatus, 678 nucleotides long. RefSeq names its product Myc-type, basic helix-loop-helix domain-containing protein. The record is from RefSeq and is a predicted model, not a curated record. Bases 1 to 678 code for a protein of 225 amino acids. Gene Ontology annotation, biological process: positive regulation of transcription by RNA polymerase II. Lineage: Eukaryota; Fungi; Mucoromycota; Mucoromycetes; Mucorales; Mucoraceae. The transcript is spliced from 3 exons. Gene Ontology annotation, cellular component: RNA polymerase II transcription regulator complex. Gene Ontology annotation, molecular function: protein dimerization activity; DNA-binding transcription factor activity.
AUGACUUCAACAAAGGAAAUAGAAGAAAGAAGAUCUUCAUUCAUUGAUCCAAAUUCGAGGACAUUAUAUCCUAUUUCUUCUCUCCGUCAUCACUAUUCUACUGAUUCGAGUCAUAAUAAUCACAUUCAUUCUUCUAGUAGUCCACAACGAGAGUCAUCAAGUGAUCCAAUUCUACAUACUACUGCUAUUACAAAUAACUUACUUCGGACCUCCUUAUUAAAUAAUAAUAAUUCAUUACCUUCAUCCAGAAGAUCUUCUAUAGUAACUACGCCAGAGAAUAUGAAUGCAUCAUUACCUAGUCCUAUUCCACUGAAUUCUUCUUCUUGGAGAAGGGAGUCUUUACCCUCCAUUAGUAAAAGGGAUCAUCAUCUUCAUCAUCAUCAUCAUAGUGCACCUUCAUCAAGAAGGGGUAGUGAACAACAUCAUUCGACACCCUAUAGUCGUUCACCUGAACUACGUGUCAGUCAUAAAUUAGCAGAACGUAAAAGACGAAAAGAAAUGAAAGAUUUAUUUGAUGAUUUAAGAGAUUUACUGCCGUUAGAUAAAGGUUUAAAAACUAGCAAAUGGGAAAUACUAAGUAAAGCUUUAGAAUAUAUACAUAUUCUACAUCAAAGAGAGUCGAUGAUGGAAAAGGAAAAGACGGAACUAUUAAAUGAAUUAAAUGCCUUAAAGCGAUAA